GUCUUAUCAAUUUAUAACGCAUUACCGAAUCGUUUGUUGCUUGCAAAUGGAAAAAGUAGAAAGUGCAUACAAGGACAAUGAUAAAAAUAACUAACUGUAUUGCCUGCAUAGCGUGAAUACACUGAGCGAUGUAUUCAACUGAUUCAACAAUUUCCUCACGUGACGAAAGGAGACGCAUUUGUUUGACGGCUUUUUAUACGAGUGUAUCGAAGAGAAAAACUUUCAUAUGAUUUUCUUGUAAAUAACGUGAUAUCGCUUAUCGAAUUAGUAAUAUUAAUCAGAUAUAUCUAUUGACAAACACUAUUUAUAAAUAAGACAACAUGGCUGGACAACAACAUCCUUUUCUAUCUGGGUUUCCCAAUGUGCAGCAGUCAGCUAUGCGCACACAGUUUGGCGGUGGACAAAUGGUUUCUGGUUUGAUGGGACCACAGCAAGGGAAUAUGGUCAGCUCUCAACAAUUUGGCAUGGGAGUUGGAGUUGGAGUAGGUGUUGGUAAUGUUGGAUCUAAUGCCAUGGGAAUGCCCAAUUCCCAACAAGUCUUGGUACAACAGCAACAACAACAACAGUCCAUGGCAAUGCAACAACAAAUGCAGCAGAUGCAGCAGCAACAAUUACAAUUGCAGCAGCAGCAACAAGCUGCGAUGGUUCAACAAAAUAAUCAAACGAAUAAUCAAGCCACAACACCACAGACUCCAGUACCACCCACACAGCCACCACCGCGACAACAGCAAACUAAGGAAUUCAAUACUGCUAGUUUAUGUAGAUUUGGACAAGAGUCUGUACAGGAAAUCGUCAGUCGUACUUUAGAGCUUUUUCAAACUCUCAAAGUCCUUCAACCACCCAAUGGUACUGCACAAGGAGCGAAUAUGGCGAAUGAGAAAAAGAAAAAAGUCUAUGAACAAUUGGAAAUGAUCAAAAUAAUGUUUAAACGUCUAAGAUUAAUAUAUGAAAAAUGUAACGAGAAUUGUCAACUGCAAGGAAUGGAAUAUACGCAUAUAGAAAGUUUAAUUCCAUUAAAAGAGGAAUGGGAUAUGAAAUCUGAUGAGAAAAAGACUUCGGAAGCUUACAGACUUAGUUGUGAGGAGAGAAAAGAAAUUAUGGAGCAAGUGAUAUUAAAGAAUAGGCAUAUUAAAGAAAUAAUCGAUCACCUAAGACGCAUUAUUUCGGAAAUAAACACAAUGUUAAAUAUGCGUCGAUCUUAGGUUACCAAAUAAUAUAAAUAGAAAAUUAUGUUUAUACAUAUUAUUUUAAGAAACACAUUAAAAAUAUAAAUUUCUUUUUAUAACA
Molecule: messenger RNA, 1287 nt
Organism: Atta colombica
Lineage: Eukaryota; Metazoa; Arthropoda; Insecta; Hymenoptera; Formicidae
Product: mediator of RNA polymerase II transcription subunit 30-like
Exons: 5
Coding region: 321-1202 (293 amino acids)
Biological process (GO): positive regulation of DNA-templated transcription
Cellular component (GO): mediator complex
Molecular function (GO): transcription coregulator activity
Source: RefSeq, a predicted model, not a curated record